AUGCUCAAAACGACUUUAUUCGGCCUCAUUCUUUUCCUGCCGUCUUUGGCCUUGGGUCAAGGGGUUGGCUCAUCUAACCCGGACACCGACCUCCUCAUCGCUGAGCGAGGACUGAUUGAGAACCAAGACAUCGAAAUUGGCCCUCUGCCCCGAACCAUCGGACUAGCUCCAGAAGGGAGGAGGCCGCGAGAUCGGCGCGUGAGCCAAGGGUACUGGUUCGCCAAGGCCCAAGCGGCCGGCCAGGAAGCCUACAACGCCCAGUACAAGCAAUGGGUGGGCAACUACAGCCUGCCGGCCAAGGUCAUCGCCGUGGCCAAGCAGCCCCAGCUGUGCAGCAAGCUCCCGAGGACCGUGGUGGACGGGUGCAAGAAGGGCGUCCGGGCGCAGGUGGCAUACUGCAAGCAAGCGCUGCGCGACACCAUUGCCAAGUGCAAGCAAGACGUCCGCGACGGCAUCGCCAGGUGCAAGAAGAGGAAGCCCUUCUACCAGGCCUGGACCUGCGAGGUCGACCGGCUCAAGAUGUUGACCAAGUGCGAGACGCAGCGCUACGACAUCCCCUUCUGCGAGUUCGACCGCAUCAACAGUGUCUGCUGCGAAGGCACGAGACCGCAGCUCGCCGGCAUGUGCGCCGCCGGCAUGUCGCGGGACCAGCUCCAGAAGCAGAGCGACAAGGUGCAGGCCAUCUGCAAGAUCGGAUCGGCGAUCGCAAAGUCGGCUGUCAAGUCCUAUAUCUCGGGGGCGGCGCUGGGAGUGCUCAACGAGGUCAAGUCCGUCAAGGAGAUUGGCGAGACUGUAGCGUACGCCCAGAAGUUUGGGGAGAAGGUCAAUGAGUACAAGAAAUGGUCCGAGGGCAUGAUAGCUGCUGCUGAAGGCCGGAUGGCCGACGCUCAGAAGGCGCUCAUUUCUCUGGCGCCGGAAAUCAACGCCAACAUCAACGACGCCAUCAAGUGGAAGGCGGCCGCCGAGGCUGCGAUGAAAGGCCAGAUCGACAGGUUCAUGACCAACGCAGUGACGCUUGUCGGCGACCUCAAUGCGGUCCAGGAGGCCGUGGACACGAUUGAAAAGCUGCAAGGCGUCGCCGACGACUUGAGAGCGAUCAAGGAGGCGGCUGAGGAGUGUGUCUCGGUGCCAUAUGGCAUAUCCCCCAAGACUUAUCCGGGCUGGAAGGACGUCUACUCGCAGGAGUCGCUCGAGGCUGCGGUAGCCAAGUACAAGACUGUCUACAAGGAGGCGUUGCAGAAGGCUGCCAAGUGUCGCAGCGUCACCAUCAGGGUUCGACGACUUGGUGUGUAG
Messenger RNA from Microdochium trichocladiopsis, 1293 nucleotides. RefSeq lists its product as uncharacterized. NCBI's taxonomy places the organism in Eukaryota, Fungi, Ascomycota, Sordariomycetes, Xylariales, Microdochiaceae. Bases 1 to 1293 code for a protein of 430 amino acids. The transcript has a single exon. The record is from RefSeq and is a predicted model, not a curated record.